This is a messenger RNA of Cuscuta campestris, 2006 nucleotides long. The record is from the annotation of a GenBank genome assembly. NCBI's taxonomy places the organism in Eukaryota, Viridiplantae, Streptophyta, Magnoliopsida, Solanales, Convolvulaceae.
CACCCAGCAAGUGGGUGAUGAUCACAACGAUGCCGAGACAGAGGCAUCCAGCUUUGUGCCUCAGUAGAAUGCUGGGCAGCCCAAUGUGCCACUGAACGCGGGGGAAAAUCAAAAUUUCGGGAAUCCGCCUGAGAAUGUCAUGCCCGCUUUCAUGACACAGUUCCUUCAGCAGAUGGCCAACGCGCCGAUGUUCCAGCAGCCUCAGCCACCGCGGCGACAUAUCACCUUCAAGACGCUGAAGGACAACGGAGCGGAGGAGUUCCUUGGGGAUAGAGUGGCCGAACCUCAAGUGGCUCUUGAUUGGAUUGAGCAGGUGGCUAGGGUGCUCAAUGACCUGGAUGCUUUCAAGAAGGAAUAUAUCCCAGCUCGUUUCCGAGAGGAGAAGCGGUCAGAGUUCAUGGAGCUGGAACAGGGGGACAUGACCCUUGCCGAGCUACGACAGAAGUUUGACCAUUUGGCUCAGUUUGCACCCACGUUGGUGUCAACACCUGCUGACAGAAUUGAAGAGUUUAGGAAAAGAUUGCGCCCCGAUGUGCGACCUUACGUUUCUACUGUGGUCACCACCAACUUUUCCGUGGCUUAUGACCUGAUGGCUAAGGCGGAGAAAGCGGUGGAUGAUUUGAAGGCAAGCUUGGGUGCUGGAGGGACAGUUGCUUGCCAACGACCCACUACCAGCGCGGCACUGAGCGGGAAUAGAUCCUUUGGCGGUACUAAGGGUACCCAGAACAUCAAGAAGACCAAGUCCGCGCCGGCUCAGUCACAGGCGGCGAGCAACCGAAGCAAACCUUCCAGGCAUCCAGUGUGCAAUCUCUGUGGGAAAAACCACCCUGGAUCUACGUUGUCUUACAUAUGUGUUCCUAUGCCUGGGAAAUCUGAUAUCCAGAGGGGUGAUCUGGAAUACCCCAUGGUAGUAUCUAACCCGUUAGGGCAUAGCAUGCGACUUCAUCAUCUGUACCGCAACUGUCCGUUGACGGCCCACGGACACCGGUUGUUCGAAAAUCUGAUCGAGUUACAAUACAAGGAAUUUGAUAUUAUCCUUGGUAUGGAUUGGUUGACCGAGCGUCAAGUGAUAAUUGACUGUGGUUUGCGCACCGUACGACUGAAGACUGACGAUGGUGACGUGGUUGAGGUCAAGGGGGAGUUGUUCCCGAAGCCUCCAGAAUUUAUGUCUUAUAUGCAAGCAAAGCGGUUGAUUCGGAAGAAAUGUGAGGCAUUCUUGUGCCAUGUUCGGGACACCAGGAAGGAGACCCCCGAGCAAAAGGAUAUCCCUACAGUGUGUGAUUUCCCCGAUGUGUUUCCCGACGACCUCCUAGGCCUGCCAACGCCAAAGGAAAUGGAGUUCUCGAUUGAUCUGCCAACAUUGGAAGGUGAGAUCCGUACGGCCCAGACUACGGAUGACUUUUGUGCGAAGACUCAAGAGCUUGUCUCCAAGGGGGAGAGACAAGACUUCACCAUUGAUGACAAAGGAGGGCUGCUCUUUAGGGACCACUUGGUGGUACCGAACGGCGAAGUGAGAGAACGGCUGCUACGGGAAGCUCAUGAAACCGUGUACACCAUGCACCCUGGCAGCAACAAAAUAUAUCGAUCUGAUUCGUCACACAUCCUACCUGAGGGAGCAGUCACCCUCGAUGAGAGUCUUACCUAUGAGGAAGAACCCGUACAGAUCUUGGCACGCGAAGUAAAGGAACUGAGGAACAAGACAGUUCCCUUGGUCAAGGUGCUUUGGCGAAACCACGCAGUGGAAGAAGCAACCUAGGAGACCGAGGAGUCCAUGAGAACUCAGUAUCCUCAACUCUUUAGUGACCAAUGACUCAGGUCUUAAAGAAAAGAAAAAGAAGUGUCUUUGAAUAAGUCCCUUAAGGAUGAAAAAAUCAGCUAGAGUAAGGUAGAGUAGCUAGUAAAAAGAAAAAGAAAAGGAAUUCGUGAUCAAUUUAGGAAGUCAUCACUUACUUACUCAAGCGUUGUUUGGCCAAACAUGGUGCACAACUAGGCUAAAUCCUACAUUA